Penicillium riverlandense is the source of this 2799-nucleotide messenger RNA. RefSeq lists its product as uncharacterized. The record is from RefSeq and is a predicted model, not a curated record. The transcript has 2 exons. The coding region runs from base 1 to 2799 and encodes 932 amino acids. Lineage: Eukaryota; Fungi; Ascomycota; Eurotiomycetes; Eurotiales; Aspergillaceae.
AUGGAUCUGCAGGCACCGUCAGUACUGGCACAAUUGCCUCGUCCACUUCAUGCUGCCACGGGCAAAACCCGUUUCGGCGAUGUCUACAGUCUGGCCGAUGCAAAGAAACGCAAGCGUUAUGAAGUCGCCGUUGCGGUCGAUGGGGAGGCUGUCAACAUCUACAAUGUUCAAACCCCUAAGCUUGUCACCUCGUACGCAGUGCCGCCACAGGCUACCUUCUCUUGUCGGCCGUGCUCCGUCCGCCGGAAGCUCUUGAACCAGUCGGCGGUGAAAAGACAGACGUAUACUGCUGUUAGCAAGCCGGAGCAUCAGAUCAAAUGCUUUGUGGAGGAGACUGGUAGCAGUGGUUCGAUUGCGCCGGCAAUCUCUUCUUCGGCUGCCACGGUGACGGAUUCGAAGAGCCCCACCAUCUUUGUGGGAAUCGUACCCUCUGCUGCAGACGAGGAGAAAGCAGAUCCCUUUGACAUUCUGGCUGUACACAAAGAUGGCCGAGUACGCCGACUAUCGUCCGAUCUCAAGACCCAACGAUGGAGCAUCCAUCACAGUGAGAUAGCAAAAUCUUGCACGACUCAUGAAGUCCACACAUGCUUCGUGAUUGAAUUUGAUGAUGCGAAGAAGGUGUUGUUCAAAAGACGACAGGACUUGGCAACGCUAGCGCUGGGUGAUCUCACCUCUUCUGGGACCGACGGCCCAUCCAUCUUGCUCGUGGUCUCUCACCCUAGCGGGGCGGAGCAAAUCUCGCUGAAGGAUGUCCGCGUGCAAAUGUUCUCUGUCCCAGCAGUCGCUAAAUCUGACACCUUGGGGUUGGAUGAAAGCCAACAGCUGCGUUAUUUGCAGACUGUCAGCAUCCCCGAUCUCAAUGGGUUGCAGACAGCCAACAGCAACAACCUGCAAUGGAGCUUCCAUUCUGGCUCCGCGGGGUUGAACCUGUCGUUCGAGCAUGGAUUUGUCAAUAUUGAUCUAUCUCAAUAUUCCCCGUCUGUGUCGUCGCAAUUCAUCCUUGACGACGAGCACUUUUCCUCGGUUAUGCGCAUUUCUCCCCAGUCUGUGAUCGCCGCCGGCCAGUCUAUUGUGGCUGUAUAUGACACACAGUACCAGUCGGUCCAACGCAGCAUUGCGGCAGGUGAUGUCUUGUCGGGUACUGGGACGACGGGGCAGGGACCCUUGACAUUUAUCAACUUCUUUGCCAAACUUGGAAUUGCCGUUGCUACCAAGGGUAAUACAAUGAUUGCCUUUGAUCUGAACUCCUUCCAAAACACGUCUGGCUCUUCGCUGAAGCGGUCGAGGGAUGGCCUUCUCAUUGACGCAAUCGGAAGAGGCAUUGGUUCUUCCGCCGCCCAGUGGGAUCCAGCUUCCAAGAAGCACAGGUCCGAUAAUCUGGCAUCUCUUCGGCUUACAUCUCCAGAGCAAGUCGAGAAAUGGAAUCAAUUUACGAAAGCGGUGGCCGAUGCGACCGGCUCGAAGGAUACAAAGAAGUUUGACAAGGCGGUCCUCGCAUAUUUCGGCUCUGCCUUGCCGGCAUCGGGCACUUAUGUCAACCCAGAAGCCACGCUUUUCCUUCUGUCGAAGAUAUUCAAUGUGGAGGAUGUACCAGCCACAGCUGGUAUGGAAUCUUUCUCAGCAUCUCGGCUCCGCAUCGCAAUCUGGCCUCCGACCACCUGCGACUGGCUGAUCCGCCUGGGCCAUCUCUCUAUGGACAAUGCCGGGGUUGCUCUGCGCCGAGCUAUCAAGCCUCGCAUUCUCCAGCCACUGCCGAAGGGAUCUUUCAUCCAGGCAUUGCUUGAUUCCGACGCGUCCUUGAAACAAAUUAACCAGGUGCUCGAUGGCCCCGUGCUGCUCACGUCCGACGACCUGGCAUAUUCCCUCAAGGUCUUCCUCAACAAAGCCCAGUCCCACUCGGCCACACUGGAAGACACAGCGCGCGCCCUCACAAACGGCGACCUGUCCACCCCGACGCAAGAGCUCUCCCGACAGCUGGGCGACGAUCCCGCAACCCUGAAAAAUAUCUUCAAGGGCUUGAACACGGCCAUCCAAAAGAUCCACACGCAGCCAUUGUCCACGGUGGUGCAGGCUCUGCGCACCACACUGUCCCGCAUGGAACUCAUGGCCCUGGUUCACCACCUGCGUCUCUCCCUCGCGACAGGCGGCUACACCUCCCGAUUCACCGAGAACCCACCAACCCCCAUAACACACGACCAGAUCACGCCCGCUCUCUCCCUGAACACAAUCAUCGACCUGAUCACCGCCUCCGUCGACGCCAUCGGUCCCUCGGGCUGGAUCUCCGCCCUCCCCACCAGCAGCACAGACGACAUGAUGUCCGACGAAGAAGCCGGCGCCACCGCCAGUCAGGAAAUGGAGCUAAUCGCCGACAUGAAGUCCGAAGUCUCCGCCGCUCUGGCUGGUGUCGAGGAAGCCACUUACUUGAAAGGCAUCCUGCGCGAGUACCUCCGGUUCGCCAACACGGUAGUCGGCACGAGCACAGCCCAGAACUCCAAGGCCCUGACUAACACCGAUGCUGCCGAGAACGCCACCCCGACACCAUCGCAACUCGUCCGCUACGAGCACAUCAACGGCGCUGAGGUGAUGGUAUUCACUGGACCCGGCGACGGCGAAGACGGGCUGGACGGUGAAGCUGGCGGCAAGAUGCUCCCGCUGUCGCUGAAGGCUGCCUCGACGGAGGUCGAGCGCACCAAGGUGAAGAAGUCUACUGGUGAAGUGAAGGCUCGGUCUAGUCGUGAGAUCGGAUAUCUGCGCCGCAAGGCGGUGGGCAAGUACUCAUUUGAGCGGUUGCUUGUCUAA